Limanda limanda (common dab) is the source of this 2412-nucleotide messenger RNA. Its product is annotated as prostaglandin E2 receptor EP1 subtype-like. The coding region runs from base 40 to 1173 and encodes 377 amino acids. Gene Ontology annotation, cellular component: plasma membrane. NCBI's taxonomy places the organism in Eukaryota, Metazoa, Chordata, Actinopteri, Pleuronectiformes, Pleuronectidae. Gene Ontology annotation, molecular function: prostaglandin E receptor activity; thromboxane receptor activity. Gene Ontology annotation, biological process: inflammatory response; positive regulation of cytosolic calcium ion concentration; adenylate cyclase-activating G protein-coupled receptor signaling pathway. The record is from RefSeq and is a predicted model, not a curated record. The transcript has 2 exons.
CAGCCAGAGGAACCACAUCGGGCCCGGGGCUCGGUGGUGAUGCUGGCGAUGCAAUACAACAGCCCCUCAGGUGAUAUCUCCCCCUCCCCCGUCUCUAACCACACCACCAUGGGGCCUGAGGUGGAGGCCGUCGCUCGUAACGACACGCGUCCACCCAACAACCCCACGGCUGCAGGCCUCAGCAUGACUCUGGGCAUCCUGUUCAACGUGGUGGCCCUGGUCAUUCUGGCCAAGGCUUACAACCGCUUCCGCCGCAGGUCAAAGGCCACGUUCCUGCUCUUCGCCAGCUCCCUGGUGGCGACAGACCUGGCUGGACAUGUGAUCCCCGGAGCCCUGGUGUUAAGGAUAUACUCGGCAGUUGCUGUCUCCACACCGAACACCACCAAAUUCAAGGGGGACCCCGAUGCCCCGUGUCUGUUUUUGGGGGGGUGCAUGGUGUUCUUCGGCCUGUGCCCACUUUUCCUGGGUUGUGCCAUGGCUGCCGAGCGCUGUCUGGGCGUCACCAGGCCUCUACUACACGCACGCCUGGUGACCACAGCACGGACUAAAAUGGCACUGACCCUCAUCUGGCUGCUGGCGCUAUGCGUGGCCAUGCUGCCCGUCUUCAGCCUGGGGGCCUACACCUACCAGUACCCAGGGACGUGGUGCUUCAUCCGGGUGAUGGAGGACACCGAGGCCACGGACCUGGCCUUUGUGAUGCUGUUCUCUGGACUGGCGCUGAGUUCUCUGGCCAUGGCCUUUGUGUGUAACACCAUCAGUGGGAUCACGCUGGUGCGAGCCCGGCUAAAGAAGAGGUGCAGCUCCCAGCGCCGCUCGGCCAGGUCCCAUGACACGGAGAUGGUGGUGCAGCUGGUUGGCAUCAUGGUCACCUCCUGCAUCUGCUGGAGCCCUCUGCUGAUCUUUGGAGUGAUGUCGGCCAUGCGGUCCUACAGCGGCUCGCUGAGCAGCGACCGGGACACUUACCGGGCUCUGAUGGUGACGGGCGUCAGGAUGGCGACCUGCAACCAGAUCCUGGACCCGUGGGUCUACAUCCUGCUGCGGCGGGCCAUCCUCAGGAAGAUCUACCGCAUCACCAAGAAGCAGGCCAGUUUCAAGGGAAGCACGUUCCGCACCACCCGCUGGGACGUCAGCUCCUUUCAGAACUCGGAGAAAUCCAGUGUUAAUAAGACUUAGACGAUCAGGUGGUCAGAACUGAACCCGGCAGCUUUUCAUCCUGAACUGACUUCAGUCUCAGAAGGUCCGAAGGAUGAAAAGAGAUUUCUUUCCGUGGGAACGAGGCCACGUUUCCUUCGACUUAUGAAGCAUAGACUGUAAAUAAAGAAGGACGACAUGACAGCUGCUUAAAGUGAUGCCAAAGGGUCUUCAUCAUCCCCUGGUGGCUGCCUGCAGCAUUGGUCAUGAACCCCACCUCCCCAAUAACUUUUUCUCAAAGAGGAUUUCUGUAAUAUUUCUGCUACAUUUGGUUUUAAUUAAUUAUUUAAUCAUAUAAAAACGGGUGAAUCAUUAUGACGGUUAGCUGAGACUGACUCACGAUUGGUGGAGUGACCCCCCCCACUGCCAUCACCUCUUUGAAACGGUUCAUCACUGAAGAGCAAUGGAUAGUGGGGGAGGAUGGGACCCAUCGGAGCUCUUCUUCUUUCGGGGAUGGAAGGACACAUAUGUCGGCCACAUUUGAAGGAGCGAUGAAAUGGGACCGCCAAGCCACGCCCCUUUAAAUGCAGCCCACGAAGGAUGUCACCUAUUAUACAAGACACAGCUUCUGGCUGCAAAUACACAAGAUGGAAGUUGUUAGUAACCAGGAUAUUAUGGCUUCGUAUCAGGAUAGUGGGAGGAAGAGGAGGAGCGUCGGCCAUCUUUAUUUACAGUCUAUGUGUGAAGAGGUGAAAAGGUGGAAACGAGCCAGUGUUAAACUACCGAGGGGGGAAUCGCCCCAGCUCCUUAUAAACUGCUGACGAUGCACGAUGGCAGUCUGUCCUCUAUGAGAGCAGAUGUAAAUAUAAAGUUGGGCGGGAGGACGAUGACUUCAACCCCAGUGACGACUGUUUGAGUCUCACAGCGAACAUCUCAAGUCUAGAGUGUCUUUAAAUGUUUGAUUUGUUCAGUGACACAAUGUAAAAGUCAAUGACUUGUGUAGAUGCUCACGUGAGAGAGCAAUGAAAAAGGCUGUGCUCUUACCUCAGCUUGAAGAUGUGAAAAACACCAUUGUGUGUGUCCAGUGUGAUGCUGUGAUAUGAAUGUGUGUGUGUGUGUGUGUGUGUGUGUGAACAGUAUUUCCCUCACAUGAGUGGGGACUGAAGUGAAACUCUGUGUUACCAAAGCUAAUUAAUAAAGGUGAAUGUCAGAUUACAAAAUAAAUGGUUCUGCUACAGUUUGUCAGUGGCUUUUGCUCAUGUCUUGAAACUGUAUUAAAAU